UUACCUGGGAGCGCAUCGCGCCGGGGCCGCCUUUGUUCCAAAAGCUCAGCCCCUCCCGCUUGGUCCAACGCCCGGCCAUGUGACUCGACAUCUGCUGUAGAAACCAAGCAACACUGAGCGCUGCAAGGAAGAGGGAGAAAGAGAGACGAAGACCGGAGAGCGUGAGGCGCUCGCUACAGCCUCCGGGAAAGGAGAUCUGUCAAUAGCCGUCAAUACUCGGCAAACUGCGCCAUCUGCACACUAUUUCUCCCGAUCGUUCCAAUUGAAUCCAUGUUCUCCAUCUCUCAGAACGCCCCUGACUCGUUGCAGGAUCUACUUGCAUGCAACUUUGUGCAUAGUUUAGUUCCUUUUAUUUGCUGGAACCUUUGUUUGGGCUUUCCUUGAAGGAUAUGCUUCCACUGGCAGUUAGAAACUGGACAGACACGAGUCUCGGUUCCUGCAGGGGCUAGCCAGUGCGACCCCCACCAGCAGCCGUCCGGCUCGGCUCCGGGUCCGAGGUGAAGGGCCCGGCGACUCGCACGAGGAUGCCGGUAAUGAAAGGACUGCUGGCCCCUCAGAAUACCUUCCUGGACACUAUCGCGACCCGCUUCGAUGGCACUCACAGCAACUUUGUGUUGGGAAAUGCUCAGGUCCAGUCUUUGUACCCCAUUGUGUACUGCUCAGAUGGCUUCUGUGAAUUGACUGGUUAUGCACGGGCAGAACUCAUGCAGAAGAGCUGUGCAUGUCAGUUUCUCUAUGGGGCAGAGACCAGUGUUCAGCUUACCGGGCAGAUUCAGACAGCACUGGAUGAACGGCGAGAGUUCAAGACUGAACUUAUUUUAUACAAGAAGUCUGGUGCUCAGUUCUGGUGUUUACUGGACAUUGUACCCAUCAAGAAUGAAAAAGGAGAAGUAGUUCUCUUUCUAGUCUCACAUAAGGACAUCACAGACUCGAAAUCCCGGUUAUCAACUGGCAAUGGAUGGGACACUGAUGAUGAAAAUGGGAUGGAAGUCCAUAGAGACACCAGGCCCCCUGGGUUUAACGCAAAUCGCCGCCGUAGCCGAGCAGUACUCUACCAGCUCUCUGGUCACCUACAGAAACAGGACAAAGCAAAGCUCAAGUUGAACAAUAAUGUGUUUGGAGAGAAGCCUCCCAUUCCAGAAUACAAAGUUGCUGCCAUUCAGAAAUCUCGUUUCAUUCUCCUUCACUAUGGCACCUUCAAAGCUGGCUGGGACUGGCUAAUUCUUCUUGCUACCUUUUAUGUGGCUGUGACAGUGCCCUAUAACGUAUGCUUUAGCAAGGCUGGAGGGCGGGAUGAAGGAAAUACCGUGUCUCGUAGUCCACCAAGUGUCAGCGACAUUCUUGUGGAAAUACUCUUCAUGCUGGAUAUACUUCUGAACUUCAGAACAACAUAUGUCAGCAAGUCUGGUCAAGUGGUAUAUGACCCACGCUCCAUUUGUGUCCACUAUGCCACUACAUGGCUUUUUGUGGAUCUCAUUGCUGCACUGCCCUUUGACCUGCUUUACGCAUUUAAUGUCAGCGUGUAUUUUGGUGUCCACCUCCUGAAAACAGUGCGGCUACUGCGCCUUCUCCGGCUCCUUCAAAAGUUGGAGCGCUACUCCCAAUACAGUGCUGUUGUGCUGACAUUGCUCAUGUCAAUGUUUGCAUUGCUAGCCCAUUGGAUGGCCUGCAUUUGGUACUUCAUUGGUCAGAAGGAGAUUGAGCUUAACAAUCCUGGGACCUGGGACAUAGGUUGGCUUCAUGAAUUAGGGAAACGAUUGGGAUCUCCUUAUGAGCCAGAAAAUGCUACAGUGGGUGUAACUUCAAGAAAUCCAUUAGGAGCAGAUGUGCAAAACAGAACUGUACAAAACUCCAGCCAGUGGAACAUCUCAAGAACUGAGCUUAUUGGUGGGCCAACAAUUCGUAGCUCCUAUGUGACAUCACUGUACUUUGCUCUCAGCAGCUUGACCAGUGUUGGUUUUGGAAAUGUUUCUGCCAACACAGAUGCAGAGAAGAUCUUCUCAAUCUGCACGAUGCUCAUUGGAGCUCUCAUGCAUGCAGUUGUUUUUGGUAAUGUGACAGCAAUCAUCCAGCGCAUGUACUCACGUCGUUCCUUAUAUCACACUCGGACCAAAGACCUGAAAGACUUCAUCCGUGUGCACCGUAUCCCAAAGCAGCUAAAGCAGCGCAUGUUGGAGUGUUUCCAAACCACCUGGUCGGUCAACAAUGGCAUUGACGUCAAUGAGCUGUUGAAGGACUUUCCGGAUGAGCUUCGUGCCGACAUUGCUAUGCACCUCAACAAAGAGCUGCUGCAGCUGCCCCUGUUUGAAUCUGCGAGUCGAGGCUGCCUCCGUUCCUUGUCCCUUAGUAUCAAGACUUCAUUCUGCGCUCCUGGAGAAUACCUCAUCCGGCAAGGAGAUGCUCUUCAAGCAAUCUACUUUGUCUGCUCAGGCUCUAUGGAGGUGCUCAAAGACAACACUGUGCUAGCUAUACUGGGAAAGGGGGAUUUGAUUGGCUCAGACUUCCUGGCGAAGGAGCAAGUGAUCAAGACUAAUGCCAAUGUGAAGGCACUAACAUACUGUGAUCUGCAGUACAUCAGCCUGAAGGGUCUGCGUGAGGUAUUGAGGUUGUAUCCUGAGUAUGCCCAGAAAUUCAUCGGGGAGAUCCAGCAUGACCUUACCUACAACUUGAGAGAGGGGAGUAAUAGUGAUGUAGAGAACGAGAGCAAUGGUGGUCUGAUGAAAAAGUUGCCAUCCAUCCGAGAAGAUGAUGAGCUUGAAGACGAUGAGAUGUCACCUCUGUCACCACACCCCCGUUCUCCAAUGAGGCUGACCAGGGCAUUAAACUCCCCUCUGCGCUCUCCUCUGUUACCACCCCGACCAUUCCGGAUCCCAGCUGACACAUGCAUUGUAGAGAACAAGCCUUCAAAACUGCAGAUUCCUGUGGUCAGCUUCAGUGGCCCUCCUGAUCUGAGCCCCAGAUUUGUUGAUGGUAUUGAGACAGACAGCAAUGCCCCACCAGGACAAAAGUUUGAGUUCAGCUCCAACGCAAUUCACAGUCAUCCCUUUGUUCCACUUGCAGGGAACAACGAUGAGACAAAACAAAGCAUCAAUAAACUAAACCAAGAGAUGUGCAGUCUAUCACAACAGGUGAACCAACUGAGCCGAGAUCUUCAGGAAAUGAUGCAGCUCCUCAAGCCGCUCCUUCUCACUCCUAGGUACCUGCCUUCAACCAUUAUGCCGACUAUGACCCCUACGUUGACCCCAACGUGCAGCAGCACCAACCUGCAUCACUGCAUGACCUGUUCAAGCCAGGUGCCUCUCUCUGUUCCUGAGUUUUCAACCGCUGGCAGUCACAGCCAUACAUCCGGAAGCAGGACCAGAUGUGGUGUGCAUGCAUCAAUGUCUUUGGACUCUUUUCUCAGAAAGGAGGCUGCAGGGUUACCUCCACCUACUUUGCAGCCAUCCAGACUGCUCAAUACUCCUCCCUAUGCAAGGCCAAGGGAGACCACUGUGGACUCGAGGAGCGAGGCAGGAGGUCUUCUUGGGGGACUGUUACCCCCGCCUCCACUUCUGCGUAGUGUCAGUGAGGAUGUUUGUCCCAUAGAACUAGUCCACCAUAGUACGACGGGGCCAGUGGACUCGCAGAGUGACUGCAUCCAGUUCAUCGAUGAUGAGGGGACCACUUUAUGAAUUGAAAAUAAUCGAACAAAGUGAGAUGCCUUUUAUGCCAAGAGGAGUUCAACAGGAGAGAGAAUGAGGAGUGAACAAGGGGAACCCAGCUAGUAUUCUGCACUGUUUCCAAGAAGCUGGCUUUCACAAAAAAGUCUCAAGCAGGUACAGAUGUACUGCAUUUAAGGGUGAGGUAAGAGCAGCCCUCCCUAUGGCUCUCUGCACAUUUUCUCACAAAUACUCUGCUUAGUCAUUUCUGAAAGCUCGAGGACUUUUAAUAGCAUAAGAACAGUUCCUCCCCAUCUCCUUUUCAAAAGUUGCCCAAGACGCCUUAUGCACUGAAACAAAAGGAAAGAAACUUACUGGAGAUGAAAUACUUAGUGAGGUCUUUGGUCGGCCAUGACUAAAGCUAGUUUUGAUUGCAUACUGGGAUCCUCCCUCAGUUAAGUGGCAAGGAUGUAGUGCAUCAGAAUCUCCUCACUUAAUAACAGAUGUUAAGAUGGGACUUUUUGGAUUUGGAAGUGGUUUAGAAGCCAGACCUGCCUUGUGCAUGAAAUGUUUAAUUGCCAUAUCUAGUGUGUAGCUGGAGUCAGAUAUAAAGUCAGAGUAGCGAAUCAACUUCUUGACUCCACAAAAAAAACUGAAAAUUCUGACUUCUGUUAAUUUGGUUCCAACUGCUAAGCCAAAGCAUUUACUGACGCUGCCUCUGGAAGAAGGGAGCGAGACUUUGUGUGUGUUUUUUUUUUACUUCACUCGGAUAUAUCCCUUCGACCUGGAUUCAUUUUGUUUCAGUUUCUUAAUUUAACUAACUUAUCAAAAAAGCUGAAAAAAACACACCUGUUCAGUUAGCAUGCAAACUUGAAGGGAGCAGCAAGGAGCCAGACUGAUGCAAAUGCCUCCCCACCCUCUCUCCUUAGCACCCGCACAAGUGGCCCGACAGGCUUGGUUGGUGACAGGCCAAGGAUGGUGCCAAAGUCUGGUCUUGCAUGAUCUCGUUGACCACUGGCCCUCUUGCUGACAGUUGAGAGAUGUUAUUUUUAUAUUGUUAUCUGGAGGAAAAAAAAAUACAAGUAUAGCAUCCCAGUCAUUUUAAUAUUUCAAUAAA
Messenger RNA from Polypterus senegalus (gray bichir), 4755 nucleotides. It is a transcript of the gene kcnh3, whose product is annotated as potassium voltage-gated channel, subfamily H (eag-related), member 3. The transcript is spliced from 15 exons. Gene Ontology annotation, cellular component: membrane. NCBI's taxonomy places the organism in Eukaryota, Metazoa, Chordata, Cladistia, Polypteriformes, Polypteridae. Gene Ontology annotation, molecular function: voltage-gated potassium channel activity. The record is from RefSeq and is a predicted model, not a curated record. Gene Ontology annotation, biological process: regulation of membrane potential; potassium ion transmembrane transport. The coding region runs from base 525 to 3671 and encodes 1048 amino acids.